Molecule: messenger RNA, 2676 nt
Organism: Quercus robur (English oak)
Lineage: Eukaryota; Viridiplantae; Streptophyta; Magnoliopsida; Fagales; Fagaceae
Exons: 7
Coding region: 183-2357 (724 amino acids)
Molecular function (GO): protein binding
Source: RefSeq, a predicted model, not a curated record
CUUUGCCGUCUAGAUCCGCAAAACACGAGGUACCAAGUUCUCAGCAUGAAGCAUGGAAUAAUUAUCCACUUUUCCUUUUUCUUCUCUCUCCUGUGGCAACAUCAUAGGCCGCUGUUGAUGGUAUAAAAAUUGAUAGACAUUUCCGGUACUGUGAGAGUGAGCUCCACAACCAUCUCUUUUGCAUGAAUAGAAGUUUGUCCUCCAAGAUGACUUCAACUUUAGUUCCUAGCAAUAGUUAUAGAACCGAAGAAGAUGUAUACAGAGAAAUCAAGUCAGGUCAGUGGGAUUUUGUUGUUAAGGAUUAUGAGACAAAUUUUAGAUGGGUUCACAGUGCUGGGCUGAUCAAGAUGUUAGGUGGAACGGCAUUGCAUUUAGCUGUCUCCGACGGUGUAGAAAAUAUUGUUGAGAAACUUGUGACAAUAAUUUGUAAGAAAGACGAGCAGAAGAAGGUUCUAAAAAUAAAAAACAAGCAAGGGAAUACCCCUUUGCAUGUGGCAGCAUCAACAGGGGGUCUGCGGAUGUGUAUCUGCAUUGCUGAAGCUAAUCUGUCAUUGGGGAAUGAACGUAACAAGGAGGGUGAGAGCCCUCUCUUCUUGGCCGCUCUUCUUGGUAGAACAGAGAUCUUCCUUUGCCUCCAUUACAUCUGUGAAAGCCAGCUAAACAACUCCUACUAUAGAAAAAAUGGUAGUGAGACUAUUCUACAUUGUGCCAUCGAGAGGGAGUGUUGGGAUCUGGCAUAUCAGAUACUUCACCAAGAAGGACUACUUGCUACCUUUAUGGACGAGAAUGGAAUAUCGCCUCUCCAUCUCUUAGCAGAUAAGCCUUCCGCCUUCAAAAGUGGUUGCCGCCUUGGAUGGUGGAGCAGCAUAAUUUAUUAUUGUAUAGCGGUUGAUGCGCCCAAAAGAAUCGACCCGAGAAGAUUGAUUAAAAAAUGCACAGUAGAAAAAAAACACGAAUUCAUUCAAUCUCUGUUGAGUAUGAUUCGAGUUGGCAAGAAAGCAGAUGAAGAGAAUCCUGAAGGAUCGAAUGUCAGUCCCAAAUCGAGACAUGAAGGAUCCCUUGCUGAAAGUGAAGAUCAUAAGCAUUAUUCAUUUUGGAAAUAUUGUUUGGCCCCCUUUAUGAUUAUCAUGUUUGUUGGCAGUGCAAUAUCGCGCAUUCUUGGAUUUGGGGAAAUAAAGAAGAUUAAAGAGACGCACAUGUUGUCCGAUUUGAUCAUGAAAACUGUUAUCGGAUCUACAGUCCACGGGCAGUACUUCCAUAGAGGGACGAACCCAUUGCUAACUGAAGAUAAAGAUGAGUUCGUGAUUAUUGAAGAUGAUAUGGAAGACAGUUCAACAUCGGUACCUCCAGAAUAUAUUUGGAAGGAUAUUGGCGACGACGAGACACCCAUCUCAGCAAUAAAAAAAAAAAAAAGCUACGAGACACCCAUAUUGAAUGCGGCAAAAAACGGAAUCUUAGAAAUGGUUGAGGGAAUACUAGAUUAUUUUCCGAUGGCUAUACAUGACGAAACUAGCGAAGGAAAAAAUAUAGUACUGUUGGCAGCGGAGUACAGACAAACACAAGUAUACGACCUAUUCCGCAAGAGAAAUUUACGGAAAGAAAGCAUGUUUCAAAAACUGGAUAAAAAAGGAAACAGUGCAUUGCACCUUGCAGCCACACUAGGAGAGCAGAAGACGGGGCUAGUUCCUGGGGCUGCAUUGCAGAUGCAAUGGGAGAUCAAGUGGUAUGAGCACAUAAAGAACUCCAUGCCACGAGGCUUCCUUCAUCUCUCCAACAAGGACGGCAAAACCCCAGGGGAGAUCUUCAUGGAUACCCAUAAAAAACUUGUGGAAGAGGGUGGGAACUGGCUAAGCCAAACAUCGAAUGCAUGCUCAAUUGUAGCAGGUCUCUUUGUCACAGUUGCCUUUAACAUGUCAACUACCGUGCCUGGUGAUGUGGAUGACAAUGGCUAUCCCCGCCUCGAAAAACAGCUGGCAUUUAAUAUUUUCGCCAUCUCAUCCUAUAUAUCCUUCUAUUCUUCACUGUUAGCAGUCAUCAUGUUCCUUGCAAUCCUCACCUCUGGCUACAAAGAAAGCAGUUUUCGUAGUACCCUACCAAUGAAGCUUUUGUUGGCUUUAACAGCGUUCUACUUGUCUAUAGCAUCUACCGCAAUAUCUUUUUCUGCAGCACACUUCUUCAUUCUAAGAGAAAGACUGAAAUCUGCAGCUUUUCCAUCAUAUUCAUGGGCAGUCCUGCUGCUAAUAUUCUUUGCUAUAGCAGGGUUUCCAUUGUACUUUCAUUUGACAUGGGCUAUUUUCAAGAAAGUGCCACAUCAUCACCACAUGAUAACUCCGGCUGGUUUUCAUAUUAACUAUUAGGACAAAACUUAGGUACAGUACUUUAGAUGAUAUUUCUUAAGUUCCUCUCUUAAGAUUCAGCCAUAUAACUAUUUAAUUAAAAAAUAAACUUUCAUCCCACGAAAAAAAAUCCACAUGGCAGAAUUUUAAGAGGGGAACCUAAGGAACAACACCUAAGUACUGUACCUAAGUCUUGCUCUAAACAUUAAUUAAAAAUGCUCCUUCCUAGCUUAUUCAAGACCCUGAUGAGUCAGAUUUAUUAUCGAUAAAGUCAUUUAUAUCUUAUGAUGAUCAACUUGUACCGUGUCUUAGGUGUGUGUGAUCUAUUGAAUACUAUCUU